This is a messenger RNA of Triticum dicoccoides, 1201 nucleotides long. RefSeq lists its product as uncharacterized. The transcript has 2 exons. Lineage: Eukaryota; Viridiplantae; Streptophyta; Magnoliopsida; Poales; Poaceae. Bases 221 to 1162 code for a protein of 313 amino acids. The record is from RefSeq and is a predicted model, not a curated record.
CGCUGGCGUCGCCGCUUGAAGACGACGAUCUCCUCAGGAAAUCCUCCUCCGUCUCACGCCGCAGCCCUCCUCUCUUCCACGCGCCUCCGCCGUCUGCAAGCGGUGGCGAUGCACCGUCACCGUCCCCAGCUUCCAUCGUGGCUUCUGUGCACACCUCAGGAAGCCGCCCCUCCUCAGUUUCUUCGAGAACGGCGCGGAUGGCAUCGUGUUCAAAUCCGUCAUGGACCCUCCCAACCGUAUCCCUCCUCAGCGCUUCAAACCGCGUCUCCACGGCGUUGACAGCGACAACCGCUCGAGGGUCCGACAGCUUGGGUGCCGCCACGGUCGUGUUCUCAUCAUGCUCUCGCUGCAGCAGGAGCUUAUUGUCAUUGCCCCCAUGAACGGCGAGGAGUGCCGUGUGUCCAUUCCACUGGAGUUCAAUAAACGCUAUGUCAAUGGGGCGGUGCUCUGUGCUGCUACUGAUCACGCCCAUGUGCACGGAAACUGCCACUUGAGCCCAUUCAAGGUGAUCUUGCUAUCCACGAGCACCUACUAUAGUGGUCCACAACUCAUCUUAGCAUCUGUUUACUCUUCGAAGGCUGGCAUAUGGGGCGACGUCAUCUCAACUCCGACUCCAUGUGAGCUUCCUGGUGGCGGUACUCAUGGGUCACUAGUUGGUAAUGCACUUUACUGGUUGUGUAGAGAUUACAUGAUUGAGUUUGAUUUGGAUAGGCACAUCCUAGCUUUGAUCAGUGCCCCUCCCACUAUAAAUGAGUCACGUCACUUUUUUGACAUGCGUGAGGUCAUCCAGAUCAUGGAUGGCGCUGUUGGUAUCGCCAUAUUGUCUCACUAUUACCAUAACAUUCAAAUGUGGCAAAGGAAGGUUAAUUGUCAGGGUGCUACCAAAUGGGAGUUGUGGAAGACCAUUGACAUGCAUAACAUUGAUGGGAUCCCCCCUGGGGUUGAAGGAGUGAGGCCAGGGUUGUUAUUUAGACUGAGAUAUGCUGAGGAUACUGAUGAGAUAUUUCUAUAUGUGGGCCAUAAUGUCUAUAUGGUUCAACUUAAGUCAAUGCAAUCGAAGAAACUUUGUGAAAGCGGUUGUGUUAGUGCUCAUCAUUCUUUCAAGAGUUUCUGUAUGCCAGGCACAACCAUUGUUGGUGGAUGUGAUGGAUCCCAUACAUAGGAUGACUUUCUGUUUUGUUGUGCUGAAUGGUUCACCAGG